Molecule: messenger RNA, 1404 nt
Organism: Rhinopithecus roxellana (golden snub-nosed monkey)
Lineage: Eukaryota; Metazoa; Chordata; Mammalia; Primates; Cercopithecidae
Gene: TMEM254
Product: transmembrane protein 254
Exons: 4
Coding region: 8-445 (145 amino acids)
Source: RefSeq, a predicted model, not a curated record
UUCUUAUAUGGAGGCGGGGACGGCUGGAGAGCUCCCGGCUAACUCUGUGUCUGGGUUUUUCAAGAGGAUGGCGAAGUCGGAGGCUAGCAAUGCGGCUACCGCCUAUUUCCGUCCAGCCAGACCCUUGCCCUCUCUGGUCACAGUUCUGGGGCUGGGGUACUUCGCGUGGGUUGUCUUCUGGCCUCAGAGUAUCCCUUAUCAGAGCCUUGGGCCCCUAGGCCCCUUCACUCAGUACUUGGUGGACCACCAUCACACCCUCCUGCGCAAUGGUUAUUGGCUUGCCUGGCUGAUUCAUGUGGGAGAGUCCUUGUAUGCCAUAGUAUUGUGCAAGCAUAAAGGCAUCACAAGUGGUCAGGCUCAGCUACUCUGGUUCCUACAGACUUUCUUCUUUGGGAUAGCGUCUCUCACCAUCUUGAUUGCUUACAAACAGAAGCGCCAAAAGUAAACUUGAAGAUGUCUGAAAGCUUGCUUUACACUUUUACAUUCAUUCUCACCUUUUGUGUGUGGGGGGGGUAGGGGAGGUGCAGUAUUUACUCAGUGAUCUUUCUACUUUCUAGAAAUUGUCUGUCCUUCGGAGCUAUUUAAGACCCCCUCAUUAGUCAUUUUUUUCUCCUAUAUGCUCUUGUUGAGCUUGAAUACACCAGUUGUUACUUAAGAAACAGAGAAAGAUUUUAGCUUUUCAGUCCUAUUUGGCAGAGGACUUCAGCUACCUUCCUACGGUCUUUAGCUGUGUUGGCGCCCUUGUGUGCUCUGAGCUAAGCCACAUACUAAAUUGACUUUUUGGUUUGUAUACCCUUGUUCCCACCUUCUGAUGAAAACACCUUACCCUCACAACCACCAUCUUUCCCCUCCUUUCCCAAAGCUCUUUCCACCUUGCUGCACUAAGAUAAAGUGACAUUUUCACUAUAUGUCAAUUCCACACACAUUUAUUAGGUACCUGUGAGGUAGGAUCCUAUCCUCUCAAACUUCCAUUUCUCACGCUACAGAGAAAGAUAAGGAAGAUGAGCAAGUGCCUGGAAUGGGGCAGGCUGAGUGGUCACACAGACAUAGAGGCACGCUGAGAACCUGGAGGGGAGACUGCAGAGUGCCUUCCCUGAUGCUGCAGCCAGAAGUGAUCCUUCCCUCCACCUGGCCCCUGGGACACUGUGCUUCGUAGUGUGCAGGGUCUGAUGGCACUGCUAGAUUGCUCUUUCAGCUCAGGGCCAUGGCUUAAACAGUUUCACCUUUCCCCUCAGCACCUGUCCCACUACCUUGCACACAGGUGCUCUAACCAUGUUUAUUGAACAAAGGAGGGAAACUGAUUUCACUUUCACCUGUUCAUUAUCAUUCCAAUUUUUAUGUGAAAAUGGCACAACCCAUUUGGGGUACCCUCAUCCCAAAAGAAAAGUCCAAGUCUACCUUUGA